Molecule: messenger RNA, 1056 nt
Organism: Tripterygium wilfordii
Lineage: Eukaryota; Viridiplantae; Streptophyta; Magnoliopsida; Celastrales; Celastraceae
Product: fe(2+) transport protein 1-like
Exons: 3
Coding region: 1-1056 (351 amino acids)
Biological process (GO): zinc ion transmembrane transport
Cellular component (GO): plasma membrane
Molecular function (GO): zinc ion transmembrane transporter activity
Source: RefSeq, a predicted model, not a curated record
AUGGCAAUGCUCACUAAACUUCAAUCACUCUCCCUUCUCCUCCUCCUCCUCCUCCUCCUCUUUACAGAACCCAUCUCCGGCGAGUCUCCGUCCGGGUGCGGCGAAUCCGAGCAUGAAACGUGUCGUAACAGCGCUAGAGCUUUGAAAUACAAAAUUAUUGCCAUAGCAAGCAUAUUGGUUGCUAGCAUACUUGGUGUAUCAUUGCCAUUAGUAUUACGUCAAGUACCAAUUUUUAGUCCAGAAAAAGAUUUGUUCACCCUAGUGAAAGCUUUUGCUUCGGGUGUUAUAUUGGCUACGGGUUAUAUGCACGUAUUGCCAGAUUCGUUCGACGAUUUGAGAUCCGAUUGUUUGCCUGACAAUCCAUGGAAGAAAUUCCCAUUCUCAACAUUUGUGGCAAUGAUUUCUGCUUUGUUGACACUAAUGGUGGAAUCGUUCGCGAUGAGCCGUUUUCAGAAAUCUAAUCCGGAGAGUAACAACUUUGUCGCCGAUGAAAACCCUAGCGUCCGUGCGAAGGAAGGAAAUGAAAUGGUGCACUUUCAUGCUAUUGAGGCAGGUCACCAGGAGAGCACAAAACUUUUGAAGCAUAGAGUCGUGGCUCAGGUUUUGGAGAUGGGGAUUGUGGUGCACUCAGUAGUGAUUGGAUUAUCAAUGGGAGCAUCUGAUAAUCCAUGCACAAUCAGACCUCUUGUGAUCGCCAUUUGCUUCCACCAAUUCUUUGAAGGAAUGGGUCUUGGGGGAUGCAUCGUACAGGCUGAGUAUGGACUGAGGAUGAAGGCAAUCUUGGUCUUCUUUUUCGCAUCAACGACACCGUUUGGGAUAGCUCUCGGGAUAGGAAUAUCGAAGGUGUAUAGUGAAGACAGUCCAACGGCGCUGAUUGUUGAAGGACUAUUGAAUGCUGCAUCGGCAGGGUUAUUGCAGUACAUGGCCCUUGUGGAGCUAUUGGCGGCGGAUUUCUUGGGCCCUAAAUUGCAAGGAAAUGCGAAGUUACAAUUAUGGGCUUUCGUUUGCGUUUUCGGGGGAGCUGGGCUUAUGUCAUUGAUGGCUAAAUGGGCUUAG